Messenger RNA from Dromaius novaehollandiae (emu), 2332 nucleotides. RefSeq names its product zinc finger and BTB domain containing 48 (gene ZBTB48). Gene Ontology annotation, cellular component: chromosome. The coding region runs from base 44 to 1912 and encodes 622 amino acids. Lineage: Eukaryota; Metazoa; Chordata; Aves; Casuariiformes; Dromaiidae. Gene Ontology annotation, biological process: regulation of transcription by RNA polymerase II. The transcript is spliced from 10 exons. Gene Ontology annotation, molecular function: chromatin insulator sequence binding; protein binding. The record is from RefSeq and is a predicted model, not a curated record.
GCGGCGGCGGCGGCGGCGGGGCGCGGGGCCCGGUAGCGGCGCCAUGGCGGGCGCGGCGGCGGCGGCGCAGCACAGCGUGCGCGUGCUGCGGGAGCUGAACCGGCAGCGCGCGGCGGGGCAGUUCUGCGACGCGACGCUGGGCGUGGGCGGGCGCGAGUUCCGCGCCCACUGGCCGGUGCUGGCCAGCUGCUCGCGCUUCUUCCGCGCCCGCGGCGGCGGCGGGGGGCGCGUGGCGCUGCCCGAGGGCCUGGCCGACACCUUCCAGCUGCUGCUCGACUUCUUCUACACCGGCCGCCUGGCGCUCACGGCGCACAACCGCGCCCGCCUGCUGGCCGCCGCCGAGCAGCUCGGCGUGCCCGACGCCGUGGCGCUCUGCCGCGCCUUCCGCCCCGCCGCCGCCGCCGCCGCGGGCGCCCGCCGCCGGCCCCGCCGCGGCGCCCCCCCCGCGGCGCCCCCGGAGCCCGCCGCCGGCCACGGGGACGGGGAUGGCGGCGGCGAGGCGGGGGCUGCGCAGGCCGCCCGCCCGGCCCUGGAGGCGGCGGCGGGCGAAGGCGGGCAGGGGGACAGCGACGCCGACUACGUGCCCGAGAAAAAGCCCCUGAGGACCAAAAAGAAACCAAACUCGGGGAAAAAACCCGGCAGUUCCGAGGCGGCAGGGAAGCCGGAACUGCCGGAGGCUGGGACGCCGGGGAACAGAAAAGGUACAGCUGUGCCGGUUGAAUGCCCCACAUGUCAUAAAACGUUCCUCAGCAAAUAUUAUCUAAAAGUACACAACAGGAAACACACUGGAGAAAAGCCAUUUGAAUGUUCCAAAUGUGGUAAAUGUUAUUUUAGAAAAGAGAAUCUGCUGGAACACGAAGCUAGGAAUUGCAUGAACCGAUCUGAGCAGGUUUUCACGUGUUCCGUCUGCCAAGAGGUAUUUAAGAGGCGAAUGGAACUGCGGCUGCACAUGGUGUCGCACACGGGGGAAAUGCCGUAUAAGUGCUCCUCCUGUGCGCAGCAGUUUAUGCAGAAGAAGGACCUGCAGAGUCAUAUGAUAAAGUUGCACGGUGCACCAAAACCACACGCGUGCUCGACCUGCUCCAAGUGCUUUCUGUCUCGGACAGAGCUGCGCCUGCACGAGGCGUUCAAGCACCGGGGAGAGAAGCUGUUUGUCUGCGAAGAGUGCGGGCACAGAGCCUCAAGUCGCAACGGCUUGCAGAUGCACAUCAAGGCUAAGCACAGAAAUGAGCGGCCCUACGUCUGCGAGUUCUGCCACCACGCCUUCACCCAGAAAGCCAACCUCAACAUGCACCUGCGCACGCACACCGGCGAGAAGCCGUUCCAGUGUCACCUCUGCGGCAAGACUUUCAGGACGCAAGCAAGCCUGGACAAGCACAACCGGACGCACACCGGGGAGCGGCCCUUCAGCUGCGAGUUCUGCGAUCAGAGGUUCACGGAGAAGGGGCCCCUCCUGAGGCACAUCGCCAGCAGACAUCAGGAAGGGAGACCCCACUUCUGCCAGAUCUGUGGGAAGACAUUCAAAGCUGUUGAGCAGCUGCGUGUCCACGUUCGCAGACACAAGGGAGUGAGGAAGUUCGAAUGCACUGAAUGUGGCUACAAGUUUACGCGACAGGCUCACCUGAGGCGCCACAUGGAGAUUCACGACCGGGUUGAGAACUACAAUCCGCGGCAGCGGAAGCUGCGAAACCUGAUCAUCGAGGACGAGAAGGCCGUGGUGGUGGCACUGCAGCCGCCCCAGGAGCUGGAGGUGGGCUCGGCCGAGGUCAUCGUGGAGUCCCUGUCCCACGGCUCCCUGGCCGAGGAGAUCCCUGUGCAGAGACUCUGUUCAAACGAGAACUUCUCUACAGCGGAUGUUAUCGAACAAUCGCUUAUUAUAACAACAACAAUUCCUGAAGACUGUGAAACAUAACGUGACUCUUUGUACACAUCCUUCCUACCAAAACACAAUAAAGCGCGAGGCUGGAAUGACUCUUUGCUACGCUCGUUCUUUUCAGCCCUCGGAAGCGCUGAGUUGCAGCGAUCCCCCUGAUCAGGUUGCAGGGAAGGUCUCCAAUGAAGUUAUAAUCAGGUAUCAAAGGAAGAAACAAUUACAAAGCUACUAAGAAUUAUGACUUAAGCUAAAUGUAUGUGCGUUGUAUGAGACUGGAUGUGACUGAUGACUCCAUAUAUGUAAUACUGUGAAUUGCUUUUUAGUAAGCUGUCCUCUGUGACCCGGAGGGAGGGAUGGAUGGAUCACCUCUGAUUUUUUUCAGAUUGCUAGUUCUUACUUUGCUCAGUUAGCUCUAAAUUUGAGUCUGGAAACUUGUGAUUAAAGCAUACCUUCCCAGAA